CGCUUAACCGACUGAGCCACGUAGGAGCCCCUCAACAAAACAAUUUUUAAAAGAACUUUUAUGUCCAAUCACUGCUCUUGCUUCACUUAGGUAGAUAAUUAGGUCAUGUUUAAUGCAAACAAAUUAGUUUUUCUAUUAUCUUUGAUAAAGAAAUGGGGGUGAUUGUAGAGAGAAAACUUAUGUUUGCACUUGUGUAGACAUUAGACUGUAGUCCUGUUAAUUGUCUCUGAGGUUUUGUUAUGUACCUCUAAAUCCGAUUUGAUCCUGAAUUCUUCUAGUUUCCUCAAAUAUCUGGCUAGGACUCCCCAAACUGCCAUUUCCAGUUUUCUCCCACCUUGAUUUGGGACCACUGAGAACAAAGACCACCCUUGAAUCUCCUGUAAAGGUCCUGUACCAGGUCGUCCUCACUGAAGUUCAGGGACUUGCACUUUGGAUACGUGUGUCACAGCUGAAGAAGGCCGCGCCUGACAUCUGGUUCUGUACAGACUCUGAAGCCUCUGAACCGACUUGACGAGGAAGAGAAGCGGUGGGCGCGAGAUAUCGAGCAUAUUGGAAAGAGAUGGUGUAGAAUUCUACUGUUGUGUGAUAUCAGACAUGGUUUUUCCAAUGGCACUGAAUCCAAUUUAUGAGAAAGGUUCUAAUGCCUUCCUGUGAUCCUCCUCCAGCCAGACCGGAGUUGAGCCCAGCUUCCACAGAGAAGAGGCCGGUUCUGGCCCCCCCAUGGAGCACGGAGCAUAGCACCCGGAACCUUCCCACUAGCGUCGUCCCCGGGUCCACCCCAUCUGAGCCACCUGUGUCUCCCACCGCUGCUCCCAGGACAGUGAAACAACUGGUGUCCACUGGAGAUAAUCUAAUAACUUUACCAGAAAAUGAAGUUGAACUGAAGGCUUUUGUUGUGCCGGCGCCUCCCGCAGAGACCACGUACAGCUAUGAAUGGAGCUUGCUAAGCCACCCGGUAGACUACCGAGAUGAAAUAAACAAAAGACACAUGCAAAUGCUUAGUCUCUCUCAAAUAACAGGACUUGACACGUUCAAAGUAGUAGUUUCCGGUGAAAAUGCCUUUGGAGAAGGAUACGUCAGUGUCACUGUUCGGCCAGCCAGAAGAGUCAACCUGCCCCCCACGGCAGUGGUUUCUCCCCAGAUGCAAGCGCUCACCCUGCCUUUGACGUCAGCCUUCAUCGACGGCAGCCAUGGUACAGACGACAUGAGAAUAGUGAGUUAUCGCUGGGAAGGAAUUAACGGCCCCUUCCGAGAGGAGACCCCCGCCAAGUCCCCCGUCUGUCUGUCUAACCUUGUUCCUGGAAAGUAUACUUUCAGAUUGACUGUUACAGACUCGGGUGGAGCCACUGACUCCACAACUGCAGUCCUCAUGGUCAGCAGUGCUGUGGACCAUCCGCCGGUUGCUAACGCACGACCAAAUCAGACCAUAACUUUGCCCCAAAACUCCAUCUGUUUGAAUGGAAAUUGGAACAGUGAUGAUCAUCAUAUUGUCCUCUAUGAGUGGUCCCUGGGUCCUGGGACUGAGAGCAAAGAGGUGGCCAUGCAGGGCAUCGAGACACCAUACCUUCAUUUGUCUGAAAUGCAGGAAGGAAACUAUACGCUCCAGCUGAUGGUGAGAGAUUCUUCAAGACAGCAGUCCACUGCUGUGGUCACUGUGACUGUCCAGCCUGAAAUCAACAGGCCCCCAGUGGCCAUGGCCGGCCCGGACAAGGAGCUGGUCUUCCCGGUGGGGAGCACCACUCUGGACGGCAGCAGAAGCAGAGACGACCAGGGCAUCGCCCUUUACCACCGGGAGCCCGUCAGAGGCCAAGCGGCGGUGGAGAUGGGGAAUAGUGACAAGGCUGUCGCCACCGUGAGCGGGCUUCCGGUGGGCAUGCACUGCUUCCGCCUGACGGUGACAGGCCGGCGGGGGCUGAGCAGCGCCAGCAUACUCACUGUGGCCGUGAGGAAGGAAAAUAAUAGCCCUCCCAGAGCCCAGGCUGGUGGCCGGCACGUGCUUGUGUUUCCCAAUAACUGCAUUACUUUGGACGGUUCAAGGAUUGUGUCCCACCUGUGGAUCCGGGACGGCCAGAGCCCAGCUGGGGAUGUCACUGGUGGCUCUGACCGCACCGCAGCCGUGCGGCUUACCGAUCUGGUGGAGGGCGUCUACACAUUCCACUUGCAAGUGGCUGACAGCCAGGGGACCGCGGACACGGACACUGCCACCGGGGAAGUGGGGCCAGACCCCAGGAAGAGUGGCCUGGUGAAGCUGGUCCUGCAGGUGUGCGUGGGGCAGCUGACGGGGCAGCAGAAGGACAUGCUCAUGACGCAGCUGGCAGCGAACGUUCAGGUCCAGAAGAUCCAGGCCCACUCGGGUCUCAGCACCGCGACUGUGUUUUCUGUACAGACCGGGCCGCCGUCCGUGGUUCUCGAAGCUGCCGACGUGGUGCGGGGUCUGCAUAGACAGCUCCCUGAGGAGAAGGAGGAUUUCUUGCUUUUCACAGUCUUGAGGGUUGACACAGCAGACUGCCUUCUGGAGUCCUCCGGCCACGGCCACUGCGACCCCGUCACAAAGCUCUGUGUGUGCUGUCCACUGUGGGUGGAGAACCCGAUGGAACGUUACCUCCAGGACAGGGAGAGCAACUGUGAGUGGAGUAUAGUCUCCAUAACCUCCGUGGUUCUCACCCUUCUGACACUAACAGGGGGCUUGUCCUGGCUUUGUAUCUUCUGCUGCAAGGGACGAGAGAGGACCGAAAUAAGGAAGAACACCAGGUAUGCCACCCUGGAUAACACGGAUGACCAGGACAGAACGGAGCUGAGGCCCAAAUACGGUAAGGCGGGCUCCAGGAGGCUUACCUGGCACCGUGAAAUCAUCGGAUCCAGACGUUUGCCUGAGAGUUACCUUGGGGAAGGGGGGAGCAGCAGACUGGGGCCGGCACUCUACUUGGGAAGGAAGGUCCAGAGGAGAUAG
This is a messenger RNA of Leopardus geoffroyi (Geoffroy's cat), 2950 nucleotides long. RefSeq names its product KIAA0319 ortholog. Gene Ontology annotation, cellular component: cytoplasmic vesicle; plasma membrane. Gene Ontology annotation, biological process: neuron migration; negative regulation of dendrite development. Lineage: Eukaryota; Metazoa; Chordata; Mammalia; Carnivora; Felidae. The record is from RefSeq and is a predicted model, not a curated record.